Molecule: messenger RNA, 887 nt
Organism: Oppia nitens
Lineage: Eukaryota; Metazoa; Arthropoda; Arachnida; Sarcoptiformes; Oppiidae
Product: DNA polymerase alpha catalytic subunit-like
Exons: 2
Coding region: 212-820 (202 amino acids)
Biological process (GO): leading strand elongation; mitotic DNA replication initiation; lagging strand elongation
Cellular component (GO): alpha DNA polymerase:primase complex
Molecular function (GO): single-stranded DNA binding; purine nucleotide binding; DNA replication origin binding
Source: RefSeq, a predicted model, not a curated record
GGGAGUGAAGGGCGCAAACAGUGAGUCUUAUUAUUGGUUGAAUUGAUUAAAAGCGGCAAAUGAUUUAAAAGCGCCAAAAAACACAAUACAAGUGAUUAGACUUUAGUGAAGACAUUAAACUGAUUGACAAUCAAUUUUAAUGACACAUCAAGUGAUUAACAAUCAGUUUAUCRAUAAUUUGUGACCAUUUAAGUGAAAGACAUUAUCGRAAAUGAGUGAUGAAGAGACAGUUGAGGUCACAACCCGUCGCGAGAAGCGUAAAGUUAGUGCACAGUUGUCUAAGAAGUUAUCGGCGUUACAGAAAUUGAGACAAUUAAAGGGAUCGAAAAAUAAGUAUCAAAUUGAAGAUGAAAUCGAUGUCUAUGAAGAGGUMGAUGAAGAUGAGUACUCUGAACUUGUGGCCAAAAGACAACGUGAAGAUUGGAUUGUCGACGACGACGGCGCCGGAUAUGCGGACACUGGACACGAGAUAUUUGAUGAUUGCGACGGAGGUGAGGACGACGGAUAUCGUAAGUCAUCAAAAAGGGAUAAUUCAUUGAAAAGUAAAAUGACACCAAAGAACAAGUCUCUGAUUGCAAGCGAUGACAAUAAACCGAUUAAAAAGAGUAAUAAUAUUAGAGAUAUGUUUAAGAGUUUGGGAGAGAAUAGGUCUUUGAAGAAAUCCAUUAGUGAUGUUAAGGCUAAUGAAAAGGAUGUCGAAAGCAUUUUGGGUGACAUUUAUGGCAAAAAUACAACAAUGAGUUCCACACCUAAAGUAAUGAAUCUUCAACACAAAGAUGUAAUUGACGCCAACAAAUACAUCAAAUCCUUAUGCCAUUAAUACUUCAUCAGUCAAAAGACUUCCUAAACGAGUACUGACUAAUGGUUCCGCUGGAAGACCUUUGAAG